GAGGAAGAGAGGAAGAAGGAUGAAAAUAAACCCGCGUUGUUUGGAGUUAGCUUUAGUUAGGUUCUUUAAAAUAAACUAAAAUAAAACUUUAAAGGUAAAAUUUCAUCUCAAGAAAUUCACUGCAUCUAUUUUUUAUUUGAAUCCACGAUGUUGUUCCGUCCCUCCUUCAUGGAAUAAAGGAAUAAAACGCUCUGUGUGGCGCAGCUGCAGGAAAACAAGCAGCGACAGCGUGAUGUUUCUGUAAGCUCAGGAUGGGGAGCAGCAGUCGAGCAGGAUUUUGUAUGAGUGAUGGUGACUCCAGCGACUCGGAGCAGCUCCCUGUCAUCGAUUUCUCACAAAAAACGAACACUUUGCCUCGUUCAGACUCCUCGGACUCUGCGAUGAGUCACCCGGUCUCGACUCGACCUGCUGGAGGAAAUGUCUUCACGGUCAGCAGUGGCAGUGAGGAGGAGGAGGAGGAGGUUUUUGUUCCUCUGGCUCUCAGACUGAAACAGAAAGCUGUAGCUAAGGUCAGAUGUGAGAGUCAGAAGUGGUCAGUGAGUCAGAACGGAGGCUUGAAGAUGAAAAGCUCAACCGCUCAGAGUGUUAAAACGGUCGAGGAAGAUCCGGGUGCUCACGGAAAACAGGACGAAGACGCCAGGAUCCGGAAGCGCAAACACACCCUGGAGGAGAUGGAAGCGAGCCGAGAGGAGGCGCUGCGUAGGAAAGCUGUGCGAGAGAAGCAGCACGGAGAGAGGGAGAGGCUGAGAGUCGAGAGGAAAGCGCUGACCGAUGCUGUGAAGGCCAUGAGACCGGACGAGUGCAUCAAACACGUGGUGGCAGUGGUGGAUCCUGGCCUGCUGCAGAUGGAGGGUGGUGGUGAUCUCCUGACCUCACUGCACACGUUGGGAUGCAGCUGCGCCAUCGAGAAGCAGACGCUGCCACGGAGUGUGUCCUGGCUCAGACACACACCCUGUCCUCAGAGCGGAGAGGUGGUGUGUGUCCCGGAAGCUCUAGUGGUGUUGCAGGUCCCGGUGGAAGACCUCAUCAGCAUGGUUCACAGCUCCGUGCAGGAGCAGAGGAGUGGUGUAGCGAGUGAGCGUGGUGUAACCCUGACCUCUUGGGUUGUGCGUCUGCAGGAGAGGAACAGGGACAGAAGCCUGAGUCUGUCUGUGAUCGACACUGAGAAAUAUUUUAAGAGUCAAAACACUAAGGGUCAGCAGAAGUUUCGGGACGCGGUGCUGGGGGACGAGACGAAGAAGAGGAAGAAGAAAGACGUGGAGCAGCUUCCUAAUGUUUCCCGUGUGGAGAUGGAGGAGGCUUUAGUCGACCUCCAGCUGCACACAGGGGUCCAAGUCCACUUUCACUCGAGCUGGAAGGACUUCACUAAUUACGUUACCAUGUCAACCAAGGCAGUGGCUGAAGCACCGUUCAAGCGGGAACGAGACAAGACAGGUUUUAGUUUCUGUCUGGAGAGCGAGUGGGCUGGUGGUCAGAAGGUGGAGAGAGCAGGGAAAGGACUUCUUCAGGUGUGGAAGAGGCAGAUCCAGCAGCUGAACCGCGUCAGUGCAGACAUGGCUACGGCCAUCCUCAGCGCAUAUCCCUCUCCUCAGCUUCUUAUUCAGGCGUAUACACACUGCAGGUCAGAGCGAGAGAAAGCCGCCUUGCUGUCGGACGUUCUGAUUCGUCGCGGUGAAGGCGUGACCUCGACGACCCGCAGGAUCGGUCCAGAGCUGUCCAAGCGAAUCUACCUGUUGAUGAUGUCAUCAGACCCCCAGCAGAGCCUCGAUUCCGUGGCAUGAACAUUACGUUUUUAUCUGUUUGUUUUUAUGCAGUUUGUUAUUAAAUGUUU
Messenger RNA from Hemibagrus wyckioides, 1831 nucleotides. It is a transcript of the gene eme1, whose product is annotated as essential meiotic structure-specific endonuclease 1. Gene Ontology annotation, molecular function: DNA binding; nuclease activity. Gene Ontology annotation, biological process: double-strand break repair; resolution of meiotic recombination intermediates; replication fork processing. Gene Ontology annotation, cellular component: nucleus; Holliday junction resolvase complex. Lineage: Eukaryota; Metazoa; Chordata; Actinopteri; Siluriformes; Bagridae. The record is from RefSeq and is a predicted model, not a curated record. Bases 252 to 1781 code for a protein of 509 amino acids. The transcript has 9 exons.